This is a messenger RNA of Vicugna pacos (alpaca), 1152 nucleotides long. NCBI's taxonomy places the organism in Eukaryota, Metazoa, Chordata, Mammalia, Artiodactyla, Camelidae. The record is from RefSeq and is a predicted model, not a curated record.
UGUGUAGGAGCUUCAAUCAAAUGUUAGGUUGACUCAACACAUUUGGAGGGGUUGGGAGGAUUAGAGUGUGGAGAAUGGGGAGCUAAAUUGAUUGGAAAGGACACUGAGAUGUCCUCGGUGAUGUUGUGGGCAUCCCUGAGGACAGCCCUCAGGAUCUAGGUUGGGGACGGUAUGACCGGCAGGCUCACCCAGUGUAGACACAGGCUGGCUGGCCUCUGGCCAGCUCAAGGUGUUUCCCUUCGCCUGGAAACGGAGAGGUGUGGCUAAGGCAGGGCAUGUCUCAACUGAAAAGUGGUGGAAAGGAGUCCCGCUCUUGGACCUUUCCGGCUCCCAAUAAUGCGGGACACCAGCUCCCCUGGGCUAUAGGAGACAAGUGAGUGGGGAACUUACCUGGGAAGAGCAUUUCAGGACUGAGGGCUUGUAAAAACAUCUUGGGUGCUUCUUGCCUGCUGGGAGCCUGGGGUUCGGGCCCACUCCUGGGCCAAGAGGUGAGGUGGGAGCUGAACUCCUUAGAAAGAGUUCCUCAAAGCCAUAGGCACGCACGCAGGGGCUCCUACUGUGAACCAGACCCCGGGUUACCAGGCUGCAGGGAUGGUGGUGGAGAUAAGAACAAAAUGUAUCCAGCCCCCAUCUCUACCCCAGGUCUGGACCAGGACGAGGCCCCAGCGACAAUACCUGCCACCUGAGCUUCAGACUAUGUACACAUACUGCUGCCUGGCUCCCGGGGAGGACGUUUGGCCUCUGCUACAGCCCCUCACCUACACUUACCUGCCGGCCCCACUGCUGCUGCCCCCCAUCCAGGCCCACAACUUCUGCAGCCGGCACCAGAAUCUGAGCGCCAGGGGGUGGGCGGCUCCGCAAGAAUACCACUGCUUCCACGGCGUCAGUGCGCCCCUGACAGUCGUGCCGCCCUUUUGGGCCUUUCCGCAGGCCUACUCCGCCGCCCUACAACCGCCGUUCCUCGCGCCCGGCUACAACCGGGCGUUGCGGCAGGAACCCGAGGCAGCAGGGCUGGUGGCUACCGAAAGCUGGGCACCGUGGCCAGAGGGAGGCACCCUGCAGGCUGAGCUGUGCUGGGGCCGCGUGGAGCGCGCACUGGGCCAACGCCUCGAGUUGCCGGACUCCGAAAGCUCCUGGAACUCCUCGAGCUGA